Acipenser ruthenus (sterlet) is the source of this 4274-nucleotide messenger RNA. RefSeq names its product patched domain-containing protein 3-like. The record is from RefSeq and is a predicted model, not a curated record. Gene Ontology annotation, cellular component: membrane. Bases 360 to 3083 code for a protein of 907 amino acids. Lineage: Eukaryota; Metazoa; Chordata; Actinopteri; Acipenseriformes; Acipenseridae. The transcript is spliced from 4 exons.
ACUUUAAUAGAGAAUUCAUUUUUUUGCACAUGUUUUAACAGACAGUACAACUCAUACUGGCGAUAAAUUAAACACCGCAAAGUUGUUAAUAGCCAACUGUUUCAGUGGUUUACGCCCCCUUAUGCAAACCAACUUGCGUGAUCACUGACCACUGUUGUCUUCAGGAGAAUACAACGAGAAAGUAUGUCUGUUGAAGGCUGAAUGCAGCUACACUUAUCUGGACUUAGUCAGCGAAGUUUAAUUCAUUCUGUUUAUUUAGAAAGCAACAUCAUUUUAAAACGGCAUAUUUUCAAAACUGUUCUAAUAAUAUUGUUUUAAAUACCACAACAAAUCCCGUGGUCUGUUUGAAUUCUAUUGGGAUGGCUAGAUGUGGGUGCCGUACAGACUGCAUAGAAAAGCCAAUCUGCGCAGCUUUUUAUAAAUUAGGGCAUUUUGUAGGAUCACAUCCCUGGUGGUUUCUAGUGAUCCCUUUGCUGGUCUCCGGUGGUCUGGGGGCAGGCUUUUAUUUUCUGAAGGAGUAUGAAGCAAACGACAUCGAAGACCAGUUUACUCCCUUGGAUGGCGCUGCAAAGGGAGAGCGAGACGUUGUACAGAAAUACUUCCCUCAGAAUGAUUCGGACUUUUCCAGCCAGCGGCUCUACACAGAGGGGACCUACGCGUCCCUUAUUGCCGUUUCCAAAAAAAAUAUUUUAACAGAAACUGCAUUUAAAGAAAUAAUUGAACUAGACAACAUUGUUAGACACAUGACUUCAGACAAUAAUACAUAUUUAGAUCUUUGUGCUAAAACAAACGACACAUGUGCUCCAAAUGCGAUAUUAGAACUAAUAUAUUACAAUGCCAGCAAAAUAGCAGAUAUUAAUCUUACCUACCCCGUGUACAAAACUGAGAUAUUUCUUGGGACGACUGUUGGCGGGGUCAAUACAAGUGAUCAAAACCUAAUUUAUGGAGCACAAGCAAUUAGACUAGUUUACUAUUUAAGAGACGGGAAAACUGCAAAAAGCUGGCUGGAAACAUUUCUAGAAGUACUUUCUAAAACAGAGUCUUCCGAUACUAUUAAGGUAUCUUAUUUUACUUCAGUAUCAAGGCAACAGGAGUUUGAAGAAAAUCCUAGGAAAGUGAUCCCAUUGUUUUCCAUCACGUAUUUCCUUGCCAUUUUCUUUUCAAUUGUAUCCUGCAUGAGGUUUGACUGUGUGAGAAAUAAAGUCUGGGUGGCCACCUUUGGAGUCCUGUCAGCAGGUUUAGGGGUGCUGUCAGGUUUCGGGAUGUUGCUGUACUGUGGAAUGCCGUUCGCUAUGACUGUGGCUAACGCCCCCUUCCUGAUCCUUGGGAUUGGAGUUGAUGACAUGUUCAUUAUGAUCUCCUGCUGGCAGCAAACCAAGGUUCAUGAUUCAGUGGCAGAUCGCUUGGCAGAGACGUAUAAAGAGGCAGCCGUCUCCAUCACCAUCACCACUCUAACUGAUGUCUUGGCUUUCUACAUAGGCAUCAUGACACCCUUCCGAUCUGUGCAGUCGUUUUGCCUCUACACAGGCACUGCAGUUCUGUUCUGCUAUCUGUACAACAUAACAUUCUUUGGAGCUUUCUUGGCUCUCAAUGGAAAAAGAGAAAAGGGCAACAGGCACUGGCUGACGUGCAUGAAGGUGGAGCAGGACUGUCCAGCAGGACGCUCUACAGGGUACAGCAUGUGCUAUGUAGGAGGGGCGUAUGACGCAAACACAGGCUGUGAGAAAGAGCAGCCAGUGAAUCUGUUCUUUAAGAAGUACUAUGGCCCUUUUCUUACAAACACAUGGACCAAAGUGUUUGUGGUGUUGCUGUAUGGUGGGUACCUGGCUAGCAGUAUUUAUGGGUGUCUUCAGAUGCAGGAAGGUAUAGACCUUCGAAAUCUGGCGCAUGAUGGUUCGUAUGUUGUUAACUACUAUGAUGAUGAGGAUGCUUAUUUUUCAGAGUAUGGACCAAGAGUUAUGGUUGUUGUUACAGAACAAGUUGAUUAUUGGAAUAAGGAGGUCCGUAAAGACAUUGAAAGUUGUUUGAAAGUACAUGAAAACCGCUUGUAUGUUGAUGCAAGCCUGUCUGUUUCAUGGCUAAGAGUAUAUGAGAAUGUUUCUACAAUACUAAAUAUCAACUUAGAUAAUGAAACAGUAUUUAAAGACAAUUUAAAGUUAAUUCUUCCAACCUUUAAACAAGACAUUAGUAUCUCUAAUGAUAAUAUUAUUGCCUCCCGUUUCUUUAUUCAGACCACAAACAUUACCACUCCAAUCAAGGAAAAGAACAUGCUAGAUGAGCUGAGAGAGGAUGUAAAGAACUGUGUAGUCCCAGUACUGGUUUAUCACCCAGCAUUCAUCUACUUUGACCAGUAUGUAGUCAUAGUCUCUAAUACAAUACAGAAUAUUGCAGUAGCAACUGCAGUAAUGUUGGUCAUUGCCCUCCUAUUGAUUCCCAAUCCUCUUUGCUCUUUGUGGGUAACGUUUGCCAUCGGAUCUGUCAUUGUUGGUGUUGCCGGCUUCAUGGCUUUCUGGCAUGUUAACUUAGACUCCAUAUCGAUGAUCAAUCUGGUCAUCUGUAUUGGCUUCUCUGUAGACUUUUCUGCACAUAUUUCCUACGCAUUUGUGUCAAACAGCAAACGCGAUGUAAAUGAGAAGGCCAUUGAUGCGCUCCAUACUCUGGGUUACCCUAUAGUCCAGGGGGCAGUUUCUACCAUACUGGGUGUCAUUGUUCUGGCUGCAGCUGAAAGCUACAUCUUCAGGACAUUUUUCAAGAUCAUGUUCCUGGUCAUUUCUUUUGGGGCUCUUCAUGGAAUUGUUUUUAUCCCAGUGUUCCUGACCUUCUUCGGGGUUUGUAGCAAGACAGGAGAGGUCACCAGUGAUGAAAAGAGUGUUGUUACUGGGAUGACCAUUAAGAAUAGGCAUUGUAUUGAAGUAACAUAUAAUACAGACAUAUCUUUUAAAUACCCUGUGAUAGUUAAUACCCCCAAUCUAAAGCAAGAAGGUGGUGUUGACCCAGCUCCUAUUAGAGACCUCUCUUAUAAAGAGAAAAUACAGAAACUGCAAGCAACUGGUCAGUUGGAUUUGGACUGUCCAUGUUCUUAGUAAAUAGCAACUACCAAUGCACAGCUGACAAAUGAAAAAUUCAGCUAAUGGGUUUUACCAUUGACUCAGUGUUGGGUUCCAACCCACCAGGUUCUGUUUUUUUGCAAGUGUUUUGGAGAGGUGGUGGUAUUUUGUAAUUAGAACAUGUAUGCAAGGUCAGAGACAUCUGGUAAUUGGAUACUGAGUUAUGAGUAAGGCUGUCAUUUUUGCACGCUAAUCACAUAUUUCACGAUUACCCAUUGCCCUGCUUAAUUCUGGGUCAAAAGGGUCUGUACUGUAUUAUGAAGUGUUUUUGUUGUCGUCUUUCUUUUGUUAACAUUUAUUAUGAAUGUUUUGUGUUUGCAUUUAAAAAAUGACACGAAUGUUCCACUUUUAAAAGUCUGUGCUCUUACUUUCUAGUACGCACUUAUGAAAACACUGCAUGUUAAAAGAUGAACAGCUUAUCAUAUUUUGAAGGGACAUCAUUUGGAUCUAAUUAAAUGUUUUUAAUGUUUUUUUUAUAUAAUUACAUUUCUAAAUACAUUUGUGAUGAAAUGCCAUCUUUUGUUUUGUGAGUGUAUUUAAACAAGUUCAGUUGUAAAAUAUGUAUUUGAAACACUUGUAUUCUCAUACAAAAAUAUUGUUGUCACUUGUAUUAAUAGUUUAUAUAUAUAAUGUAAAAUAAAGUAUAAAUUGAUGUUGUGAAAAUGUUUUACAAUUCAUUAAGAACAUUUUUAGAUACCAGACCAAGCUUGUUCCGGUUGCAGAACUUUUGAGGAUAAACAUACCAUGCAAUUAUAUUCUGGUGAACAUGCAUGUUUCAAAUGUGAUAUUUACACACUUGUCUAAAUAUAAACUGUUUUAUCAUUUAAAGUACUAUCGUUUCUGAUACUCAACACAUUGGCUGAUAUUUAUUUUAUAAUUCGCCAACUGAAAAACUAAAAGACUAUAAUCAAACCUCCAGAGUGGUGAAAUGAUGAAGUCUUUAAUAAUCAGGUAUGAUAUAAUUAAGGAGGCUGUGUGGUCCAGUGGUUAAAGAAAAGGGCUUGUAACCAGGAGGUCCCCGGUUCAGAUCUCAGCUACUGACUCAUUGUGUGACCCUGAGCAAGUCACUUAACCUCCUUCUGCUCCGUCUUUCGGGUGAGAUGUUGCUGUAAGUGACUCUGCAGCUGAUGCAUAGUUCACACACCCUAGUCCCUGUAAGUCACCUUG